Sphaerodactylus townsendi is the source of this 2325-nucleotide messenger RNA. RefSeq names its product CYFIP-related Rac1 interactor A-like. Gene Ontology annotation, biological process: regulation of actin filament polymerization. Lineage: Eukaryota; Metazoa; Chordata; Lepidosauria; Squamata; Sphaerodactylidae. The transcript has 13 exons. The record is from RefSeq and is a predicted model, not a curated record. Bases 554 to 1420 code for a protein of 288 amino acids. Gene Ontology annotation, molecular function: small GTPase binding.
GGAGAGGCAGACCUGAAGGGUGGGCUCGAUGCCGCGAGGCAAGGGUUAACCAGCCCCGGCUUUCUUGCACUGAGGACGUCACAGAUGUUUGAGAAGGAGGGGAGGGGGCGAGCCGUGGUCUAUGGUGGUCUUUGUGAGGCAUCGGAGACGGAUCGCGGCAGCUGCACCAGCAACGUUGCCUUCCCGCGGCUGUCGGCACUCACAGAGAGGCUCCCCCACCCUGCCUGCCUUCCUUUCUGUCCAAGGGGCGCAGAGAGAGGGCUCCUCUUCCCAGACACCAGCAGGAUCCGCAGAAGUCUGGGGGCCAAGAUCCCCUCCUUCCCAACGUGCAGCCUCUCCCCCUCCACGAUCUGUGCGCUCGCCUCUUCCUCGGCGGAAAGGUUUCUCUCAGUUGAUGAGGGGUUUUAUGAACCCUACAGAUCCUCCCUUCUUCCUGUAGAGGCUGCCAAAGCAUCAGGAAUUAAGGUCUGCUGGUCAUGGGCAAUCUGAUAAAGGUAUUGGGUAAAGAUUUAGAAAACUGCCCUCAUUUCUUCUUGGAUUUCGAAAGUGUCACAUGGGGAACCUUCUUAAAGUGUUGACUUAUAACGAGCUUGACCAAGGCCCUAGUUUUUUCCUUGACUUUGAACAUGCGCAGCCCACAGAAGCCGAGACGGCUGUGUGGAACCAGGUGAAUGCCGUCCUGGAAGAGGCCCAGACCAUUCUGGCAGAAUUGCAGUCCUACACGGGAGCUGGACAAGAGAUUAGAGAGGCAAUCCAAAACCCCAGUGACUUGGAACUGCAAGAAAAAGCGUGGAAUGCCGUCUGUCCUCUAGUGGCAAAGCUGAAGCGGUUCUAUGAGUUCUCUCUUAGGCUUGAGAAUGCUUUGCGGAGUUUGCUGGAAGCCCUCACCAGCCCUCCAUAUGCACCAACUCAGCACCUGGAGCGAGAACAGGCCCUAGCCAAGCAGUUUGCAGAAAUCUUACACUUCACUCUCAGUUUCGAUGAGCUCAAGAUGACCAACCCUGCCAUCCAGAAUGACUUUAGCUACUACAGAAGAACUAUCAGUCGAAACCGAAUCAACAAUUUGCACUUAGAUGCAGAGAGCGAAGUGAACAAUGAAAUGGCCAAUCGGAUGUCGCUAUUCUAUGCAGAAGCCACCCCCAUGCUGAAAACUCUGAGCAAUGCCACAACUAAAUUUGUGUCAGAGAACAAAACUCUCCCCAUAGAGGACACGACUGAUUGCUUAAGCACCAUGGCCUGCGUCUGCAGAGUGAUGCUGGAAACUCCGGAAUACCGGAGCCGGUUCACCAACACGGAAACCCUCCUGUUCUGCAUGCGAGUAAUGGUGGGGGUCAUCAUUCUCUAUGACCAUGUCCAUCCUGUGGGGGCUUUUGCCAAGACCUCCAAAAUUGAUAUUAGAAAGGAUGCACUCCAAAUCUAGAAAGAGACCUCCCCAACAGCACAGAGGGUCUCCUCAACGCAUUGAGGUACACCACUCGGCACCUCAAUGACGACACCACAUCAAAGCAGAUCCGGGCCUUGCUGCAAUGAACGCCUCCUGGGAGUCAAGGUCAAGUGUCCUGAGUUCACUCUAGCAGCCUUGGGUAGAAUUUCACUCCAUCAACCCUAUUACAGUUUUAAUGUUGAUAUACAUGCUAUAAAUAACCAUUGGCCACCAUAUCCUUCAUUUUGUAAAAAACAAACAAACCAACCACACAAAACAAAAACAAGAGGGGGGAGGGGGAGAUUUUAAAUAUAUAUAAAUAAAAAUUAUAUAUACAUAUAUAAAAUUAUGACAGAGAAUCCUACCAACUCAACCUGCCAGCUUGGUCCGCCUCCUGAGAUAGCUUGGUGUUGAACUCUGACCAAAGCGUGACUCUUUCCCUCAGCCCUCCCGGCAGUUCUGUGUCCAAUCCCAUUUGCAUUGUUGUGAUCUGUCCUCUUCUCAACCCUUACAAGUUGCCAGAGUCUGACCAAGCUUUAGGAUGGAAGGGCAGAGUUUGGCCGUGAGAGAUCAACCCCUUGCAGAAGCCAUCUUGGAACCAGGAGAAAUGGUCUGCCUUGGAGUUCUUCUAGGGCCCAGAGGUGGUCCAGGGAAGUGGGUGGGGUCCCGGGGACUGGCAGCACAGAAAUUGCCUAAGGUGUAAAUAAUGUCUGGAAAGUGACUGUUGACUGGGAGGCCCAGGUGGAUUGAGGGAUGGUGAACGGCAUCAUCAUUAAAAAUCUUCAGCACUGAUUCCAUUCAAAAUGGCUCAGUCACACCUUUUAGAUUUUUAAUAUAAUUAAAAAUCACUCACAUGUUAUUUUGUACAUUUUUGUGUCAAAUAAAAGGAGAUGGAAAAAUGA